Molecule: messenger RNA, 858 nt
Organism: Pisolithus orientalis
Lineage: Eukaryota; Fungi; Basidiomycota; Agaricomycetes; Boletales; Pisolithaceae
Exons: 1
Coding region: 1-858 (285 amino acids)
Source: RefSeq, a predicted model, not a curated record
AUGUCUGGCCCCUCUGGAGGUGCUCCAGUGCUGCAGGAGUGGGUAGCAGAUGCUCCUUUGGGCUUGACUCCAGCACCCAAUGUAGGAUCAACUCCUGCCCCUGCUCUCAUCGACCACAUAGCAGUUCAACCACAUGAGACUCAACAGGUCUCUGAACAAAGGCCUGGGCUGAGUUCCCAAACUCAGUCCUCCAUGAGGACACAACCUCCUUGCAAGGCAAAAGGGGCCAAGCCCUCUGCUGGGAAGUCUAGGGGUAUCCCCAAGCUACCAUCAAAUGCCCCUCCCCUUGACAGCUCUGUUGAAGCUUGGAGGGAGUUCAUUGACAAAGAACAGAGGUGCCCUUGCUGGGGCAAAGACAGUGAGUCCACACUUGUGGCCAUGCUCCCAGGGGUACUGGGGACAUCUAGCAGGCCAGAUGACUCCAAUUCAGAGGCUGAUCCUCCAUCUCUGCACAAUGUACAAGGGUUCCUCCUCUAUGAGCACCUGGCACCAGUUCCCUGGAGCCAUAGGGCUCAAAAUGUCUGGAUGUGCAAGUUGGCUUGCCUACUUGUGGUAAGGGGACAAUAUCAGUCCCUCCUCAACUGGGCAGAAGUCAGCCCAGUCAAAGGCACUUCACAUCCCUGGGACAGUGAGUUCACCACCUCAGCUGAUAGGGCCUUGAUUGCAGUGUAUCUUGCUGCUAAUGGGGUCAGCAUAUAUGACACUGAUGAUGCACUGCAAUGGGUUCAACAAGCAGGUCAAGAGUAUGUCAAUGGUAUUGUUGCAAAUGGAGGGGAGAAUAACCCUCAGGUCAUGGCAAAAAUUGAGCCCCUGAAGAAGCUUUUGCCAAACCUUGCCCCCCAAGCAAUGUCAGAUUGA